AUAAAUAUAUACGUAGCAGCAGGCAGCACAGAAGCUGGAUUCAGGAUCGUUCACCCGCUGCUAGGCACUGCUCCGGGACUGGGGGAGGGUCCCAGCCCAUUGCCCCCUUCCUGCCUGCACGGAUCCCCAAAACCUCAUUUCUUCCAGUUUUCCCCGUCCCAGAACAAAGUGAGCGGCUGGAGGAGCCUCUGCCUCUCCUUCUCCUCCUCCUUUGCGAAGAGGGAGUUUUCGGCACUCGGGAAGGCUGGGAAAGGCUUCCCGGCCGCCCACAGCCAUUACCACCCUCAUCCCCCGUUGUUGAGACCACCCCAGACUUCUCCUCUCCCUCUUUGGAGCUUGUCCCCUUGGGGUGUGUGCGAGGAGGGGAGGAGGGGGGGAGGAGGGGGGAAGAGGGCUGCUUUCAGCAGCUCUAGCCAACAAGACAUCUGGAUUAUUUUCCCCCCCUUGCUGGUUUCCGCUCUUCCCAGCGAGCGGAGCAGCUCCGGCCAUUCCUGGCGGGUGGAAAACCAGUGGAAACCAGCCGAGCUCGGGGGGACACAGGGAGGGAGGAGGAGGAGGAGGAGGCUCCCGGCCAUCGAAGUGAGGGGGCUUCCCACGGCAGAGAGCUGGGGAGGGGGAGGUGGGCAGACGGACAGAUGGACAGUCAGACAGCCAGUCAGCUGGACAGGGCUCCCAUUGCCCAGUGGAGGAAAGGAGAGCACGGGUCAGCCUUUGCCCUGGGAAUCGGAAUCAAGGCGCUCUCCCUGCCACCCUGCAGCUCCUGGCACCCACCUGCUCUCCAGCUCCCAACAUCAGAUCAGCUUCCAGCAGCAUCCGGGGUGACCACAGACCCUCCUGGGGACACCUACUUGCCACCACCGUCGUCGUCACCGGGUGAGAAAGUUCCCUGAAAGGACUCAUCCCUGCCACUCAUCCCACUGACUGCUGGGACAUCCCCACGCUGGGUGUCUCCAUGAGCGUAACGUAGGGUAGGGACGCGGGCGCAGGCAGCGUUGCCACCAGAUCAAAGCCAAGGCAAGGCGAGUCACUCCCCCUGGUGAUGGGGAUGUGACAGGCCAUCCCGUUGCUGGAAACUGGUGUUUGGCUCUUCGGAAGGCGUGGAAACGAGGAGGAUCAAGAUGAGCCUGGGGAAGCUGCCAGUGCUCAGCUGGGUGUCGGGCUCCCACGGCAAGCGGCGGCUGAAGUCGGAGCUGACGCCGGACAUGAUCAGCCCACCCCUGGGGGACUUUCGGCACACCAUGCACGUGGGGCGCGGCGGGGAUGUCUUUGGGGACACCUCCUUCCUCAGCAACCACGGUGGGGCUGAGCCAGCCAAGGCCAACAACUUCUUUGCCCGCACGUUGCGGCACGUCCGACGGACACCGCAGAGGAGACGGGGCAGCGGGAGCCAGGCAGGGGCAUCACCCGAACCCCCGGCCAUCUCGCCCAUCAUCAAGAAUGCCGUGUCGCUGCCGCAGCUCAACGAGGCAGCAUAUGAUGGCGACGGUGGUUUGACCAGCAAGUUCUCCUUCAAGAGUGCCUCCAACAGACUCUCCAAAGCACACCAGACCUACGGGCUGGAGUCUGGAUUUUGCACCAUCCCUCGUGUCCCUCGCCUUGAAAAGGCCCAGGAGAGCACCUUUCCUGGGGAAGAAGAGCUGGAACGCUCAGACUCCCUGCUCUCCUUCCGCCUGGACCUGGGGCCCUCUCUCAUGAGUGAGCUCCUCCAGGUGAUGAGCUUCUCCGAAACCAAUGGGAACGAGGUAGCAGAGGAUGGCCAAGGCCCACCUGGCAGCUGUGUGCUCCCACACAGUGAAGGGACUGAGAACGGAGUCCCUCCGGGACCAAACACAUCCCACGGAGAGCUGAAGGCAAAACCCAGCUUCUGGGACCACUCUGGGCAGGCCGGCUCACUUCUGGGACUGUCCAUCCGUGCCAAUGGAGAGGCACAUGCCAUUGAGCAGCCCAGAGAGGACCCAGCACGAGCCUCGGGGCAGGGGGCAGUGCCUGAAGGGACCCUAUGGCAGGGGCACUGGAACGACUGCUCCAUUGAGGCAGGAGAGUUCGAGCGGGCAGCCCAGGUCCUGGCUCGCCAUUAUGGGGGGACAAGCACCCCACGCAGCUCGGAGAAAGGUGAGGGUGCCCGGCAAGGCUGGACACGGGCCGCCUGGGAGAGCCCCAGCAGCAGCUCGUGGCGACCGCAAGUGACAGCAGCCAGACGGUCCCCAGAGGACACCUGGGACCAAGAAGAGGAGGAGGACAAGGAGGAUGAGUUCCCCAGCCUGCAAGAGGGGUAUGUUGGCACCCGGGGGGGGCGCAGCAAUUCCUUCGAGUAUGCCGACGAGGAGGAGGAGGACGAUGAAGUCAAGGUGUGAAUGGCCAUCCCACCAUCACGGCCCCACUUCCAAAGACAUCGGUGCUGUGGUCAUCAUCCUCCUUCUUAUCCCCCACCCCUGGUGGCAGACCCAGCAGGCAACUUCCUGGCCUUCACCUUAGGGCAGUGGAGUGCAAGGUGGGCAGGAGGGGGUCCCAUCUCCUGCAGAGCCCCCAGGUCUGGCAGGGUGCUGCAGGGAUGGGUGAGGGCUCUGCACUGCUGUGUGCCAUGCUACAGCCCUUCUCCUUCCCCAUUAGAUGCCAAAUGGACAUUCCCAUGUGCCAAAGAAACCCUCAAGCCCCUUCCCACCCAACCUACAUCCCCCCACAAGCAAGCAAUUUGCUCAGGAAAGGAAGCAACAGUGACAGACAGGGAUCAGAGAGAGCCCGCAGACACUGAGCUUGACUCCUGAUGCAAAACCCUGCUCUGAGAAGGCAGUGGUGGCCAUGGAGGUGGCAGUGGCAGCCAUCAUUCCUUUCGGGGGACCUUCCCUUUGCCUCCUGCUGCCUAACAUCACUGAGGAAGUCUCCUUGUCCAACCCUUGCAGCAGGGAGGGGGAGAAACUUUAUGGUUUGCCAGAGGUGAGACUGUCUGGGCACCAAAAACUGCCCUAAAAACUCCCUUUCCCUUCAACCCACCUCACAACAAGGAGACUCCCUCUCUGCAGCCAUUAUUCCCCACUCUCGUCCCUCUACCCAUCCACCCCACACACACCCCUCUUUGCAGAGUGCCUUGUCCCAAGGACACGCACGGAGGAUGCUCAGUGCCCCUCUCUGAGCAUCCCCGGGUGAUGCAGCCACCCUGGGACAAGCAGCCUCCACACCGCCCAGCACAGAAGCGCCUUUGUGCCGUGGUGUGGAGCCGAGAUGUUCGGGGGCUGAGGUCACCAGAGGGACCCUCACAGCACCCUCCUUGUUCUCCAGGACGGACGGGGGUGUGCAGUGGGGGGAGAUGCCAUUGGGCUGUGUUCCUACAUGGCUCACCCGCCGCCCAGUCCUUAUGCAGAAUAAAGAGGCUCUAGCAUGCGCGUGCUGUACGUGGGAGCCAGGCAGUCAUUGCAGGCAGGUUAAGGGCAAGCCCUCCUCCUUCAGCACCCCCAAAGCAGUGCCAACACGUUCCCAGCUCCAACCACCAGCACUCAGCAGGGCCACGCAGGGUCAGCACCCAGCCCAGUGCCAGGGAGAUGGCUCUCGGGACGAGCUCCCCAUUCUCUGCUUUUUGGACUGUGGUACAAUCUCCAGACCAAAGAUCCACAUCUGUGGAACAGCCUUUCUGCCUCCACUCUGUACCCCAUGCACUUAUUAUUGUCCUUAUUAAAGCAGUUUUGAUACUAA
This is a messenger RNA of Gallus gallus (chicken), 3687 nucleotides long. It is a transcript of the gene CDC42EP1, whose product is annotated as CDC42 effector protein 1. The transcript has 3 exons. The record is from RefSeq and is a predicted model, not a curated record. Bases 1119 to 2354 code for a protein of 411 amino acids. NCBI's taxonomy places the organism in Eukaryota, Metazoa, Chordata, Aves, Galliformes, Phasianidae.